AACCGCCCGCCAUUAUCACCUCGUUUAUAUGAACAGCACUUCAUGGAAUGCAGCAUUAGAGCCAUUGAGAGCUACAGCAUGGAUAUAAAUGGGGUCUGAUCUUCUCAGUGUUCAGUGUUCAGUGUGGUGUGGACCAGGAGCUCAUCAUGACUAACAGAGAGAACGGAGGACUCAGCGGAGCGCGCGCAGAAAGGUCAAGUGCUCCGAGAAGGAGUUACAAAAGAUAUAUUUCAGGAACUUAUAUCGGACUUGUUGCUUAUGCCAUUCAAGACUCACCAGACAAGAUGCUCACAUUCAAACAGAUAAUGAAAAGGCUGGAACCAUUUGUCCUCGGAGACAAAAAAUGCGUUGAGAACAACAUCAGAGUCUGCCUUUCAUCAAAUAGGUGUUUUGUAAAGGUGCCAGUCGAUCCGAAUUAUCCAAACCCUAAAAAGAACUUCUGGAAAGUGGAUGAAAAUGGCAUUACUCCAAAAAUGUUUCGCCGACAUUUUAAAUAUCUAAUCAAUAUAUUGCCUGGCCUGUCGAUUCAGACACAGCAGGUGGAGGAGUGUGAAGACAACUCUUAUGCUCCUAAGCCUCUUAUUCCAGCCGGCAAGGUCACAGAAAACAAAAGUGAGAGCAAAUUUACAGGCCCCUUUUCCAUAGAAUCACUAUUGAAGAGCGAGCAUGAUGUGAAGCGUUUGGAGGAUCAUCAACACUACACAGACACACAGCAAGGAACAAACAAGAGAAAACACAUUUAUAAAUAUGAAGCUGUGAGGUAUUAUUACCCAGUUUCAGCAGUAGGAUGUGAACUGGCCCCAGCGAAAAGACCUCGUCUAUCUUCAGGACCUCAGUUCGGACAGUUUCCUCCUCCACAUGUCACAUAUGAUCCACGAGUUCUCUUCAGCUCUCCUUCAGUGUAUGAUAUUAGAUAUUUCAGGUGGUAAACAGUUAGAAUGACCACAUGUAAAUAUGAUGUAAUCGCACUUUAUUUUUGUUGGUGUUUUUU
Messenger RNA from Carassius carassius (crucian carp), 991 nucleotides. RefSeq lists its product as uncharacterized. Gene Ontology annotation, molecular function: RNA polymerase II cis-regulatory region sequence-specific DNA binding; DNA-binding transcription factor activity, RNA polymerase II-specific. Gene Ontology annotation, biological process: anatomical structure morphogenesis; regulation of transcription by RNA polymerase II; cell differentiation. The coding region runs from base 147 to 929 and encodes 260 amino acids. The transcript is spliced from 3 exons. The record is from RefSeq and is a predicted model, not a curated record. Lineage: Eukaryota; Metazoa; Chordata; Actinopteri; Cypriniformes; Cyprinidae.